Molecule: messenger RNA, 1023 nt
Organism: Lasiodiplodia theobromae
Lineage: Eukaryota; Fungi; Ascomycota; Dothideomycetes; Botryosphaeriales; Botryosphaeriaceae
Product: Ribosomal protein l22 l17
Exons: 3
Coding region: 1-1023 (340 amino acids)
Biological process (GO): translation; ribosome assembly
Cellular component (GO): ribosome; mitochondrial large ribosomal subunit
Molecular function (GO): structural constituent of ribosome
Source: RefSeq, a predicted model, not a curated record
AUGAACGCGAGGAUACCCGCGAGACGGCUGGCCCAGCCAGCCGUCUCCCUCCCGCUCACGCCCCACCGCACCUUCAUUUCGGACCUCUUCAACCGCUUCCGCAAGCGCGACAAGAACGAAAAGCCCACCAACAACCCCGUCAAGCCGAAAGUCAAGAACCCGCUGCUAGAAAACUACAUGAAGAACAAGCCCGAGCCCAUAACCCAACGGCGGCCCGAGAUGAAGCGCGGCGGCCUGACCCCAGGCUCCAUCUUCGAAGACCAACCCGCAGCACCAACGCCCUCACGCCGCGAGGACACCACCCCCACCGCCAUCGCCGCCCCCGACGAAGCCGACCGCUUCCCCGGCCGCGACCGCAACGCCAUGGCGGCGGCGCUGCACCCGGACCCGCGGGGCGACGCGCGGUGGGCGCGCAAGAUGGUGAUCCGCGAGACGCAGCGGCGCGGGCGCGUGUCGCGCGCGGUGCAGCUGCGCCGGCAGGAGCGCGAGGACCUGGUCAAGAGCCCGCUCAUCAAGACGUCGGUCAAGAAGCUGGUCAAGCUGGCGCACCAGAUCCAGGGCAAGCCCAUCGAGGAGGCCAUCCUGCAGAUGCGCUUCAGCAAGAAGAAGGCCGCCGUCGAGGUGCUCAAGCACCUCGAGUACGCGCGGGAUCACGCCACCGUGGCGAGGGGCAUGGGGUUGGGCGAUGCGGCGGCGGCGGAGGAGGGUGAUGUGGUUGAGCAGAAGCCGGUUGAGAUUGAGCUCAAGGAUGGCUCGAGGAAGGUUGUCAAGGACAAGACGGGCAUCUACGUCGAUCAGGCUUGGGUGGGGAGGGGACCGUAUGGCAAGUCGUAUGAGUUCAGGGCGAGGGGACGUAUUAAUAUCUUGCGGACACCGACGACGAGCAUCUCGGUGGUUCUGAAAGAGGAAGCAACGAGGAUAAGGCAGUCCGAGGAUAUCAAGAAGAAGCGUGACAACCGCAAGCUGUGGACGCAGCUGCCUGACAGGCCCAUUCAGCAGCAGCGCCAGCAUGUGCUGUGGUAA